AAGCCUAGAUAAGAAGAAAACACAUCUCCUCUCCUCUUUCUCUCUGUCUUUUCUCCACUUUCCCAGUCACCAAACUCGUAUACAUGCCUGUUGAUGCUUCAUCACUUUCAGGCCAAGGCCAAACUAUCUGUGUCACCGGGGCUGGUGGUUUCAUUGCUUCUUGGAUGGUUAAACUUCUUUUAGAUAAAGGUUACACUGUUAGAGGAACUGCGAGGAACCCAGCUGAUCCCAAGAAUUCUCAUUUGAGGGAGCUUGAAGGAGCUCAAGAAAGAUUAACUUUAUGCAAAGCUGAUCUCCUUGAUUAUGAGUCUCUUAAAGAGGCUAUUCAAGGGUGUGAUGGUGUUUUCCACACUGCUUCUCCUGUCACAGAUGAUCCGGAAGAAAUGGUGGAGCCAGCAGUGAACGGGACCAAAAAUGUGAUCAUUGCGGCGGCUGAGGCCAAAGUCCGACGAGUGGUGUUCACUUCAUCAAUUGGUGCUGUGUACAUGGAUCCCAGUAAGGGCCCAGAUGUUGUUAUUGAUGAGUCUUGCUGGAGUGAUCUUGAAUUCUGCAAGAACACAAAGAAUUGGUAUUGCUAUGGAAAGGCUGUGGCAGAACAAGCUGCAUGGGAUAUGGCUAAGGAGAAAGGGGUGGACCUAGUGGUGGUUAACCCAGUGCUGGUGCUUGGACCAUUGUUGCAGCCCACUGUCAAUGCUAGCAUCAUUCACAUCCUCAAGUACCUCACCGGCUCAGCCAAGACAUAUACUAACUCUGUUCAAGCUUAUGUGCAUGUUAGGGAUGUGGCGCUAGCCCACAUUUUAGUCUUUGAGACGCCUUCCGCCUCCGGCCGUUACCUUUGCUCUGAGAGCGUUCUCCACCGUGGAGAGGUGGUGGAAAUCCUUGCAAAGUUCUUCCCUGAGUAUCCCAUCCCUACCAAGUGCUCAGAUGAGAAGAACCCAAGAAAAAAACCUUACAAGUUCUCAAACCAGAAGCUCAGAGACCUGGGCUUCGAAUUCACCCCAGUAAAGCAGUGCCUAUAUGAAACUGUCAAGAGCUUGCAGGAAAAGGGUCACCUUCCAAUCCCAAAACAAGCGGAAGAGUCUGUGAAAAUUCAAUAAGGCCUCUUGGAACUAUUUAUUAGGAUACAGUUCCAUACCCCAAGUUUGGAUCGCAAAUGCUAGGGAAAAGAGCAUAUUAAAGAAUGUCAAUGUGCAGGUGUUUUAGUAUUUUACAUGAAGAACGCUGAUUAUCCUUGUGCUUAUAUUAAUUUUUUUCAAGUUAGUGUCUUGAAGUGUUCCACUUGUAUUUGUGGUUGUCAAGUUUAUCCAAUUUCAAUAUGAAAGAGGAUCAAUUCUCUGUCUUA
Messenger RNA from Populus euphratica (Euphrates poplar), 1342 nucleotides. Its product is annotated as cinnamoyl-CoA reductase 1-like. NCBI's taxonomy places the organism in Eukaryota, Viridiplantae, Streptophyta, Magnoliopsida, Malpighiales, Salicaceae. The transcript has 6 exons. Bases 84 to 1097 code for a protein of 337 amino acids. The record is from RefSeq and is a predicted model, not a curated record. Gene Ontology annotation, molecular function: oxidoreductase activity, acting on the CH-OH group of donors, NAD or NADP as acceptor.